AAACUUCAAACAAACUCGACAUGUGUCAAAUGUACGUAAACUAAUAAUGUGUUUUGUUAUUACUUAAUUUCAUUACUCAUCAUUUAUUUUGACUAUAACAAAGGAAACUAUGUAUGAGUACAACGCAAUAUAAACUAUACAAGUUGAGGUAAAACAAUGUUGUAUAUAUGAUUAUAAAUCCGUUUUAAACAAAUCGUGCAACGAUAAUGUGAUAUUGAGAUUACAAUAAUUGGUAAACGCGUACUUUGGAACCAUGGCCGCUGCCCUUGCAAACGAUUCUCCCAGAUAUCGCAAUAGUUUAAUCUGCUGCAGCCCUAGAAGUGUUGAAGUUACGUCAAGAUCUUCGUCAUCUACGUCGGGAUGCGUGUCUGCAGACGAAAGUUUCGACUCGAGCUACAUUCCCAAAUCCAUAGCUAACAAAAAACUCAAAAUUCACAGUACAGCGACUAGAGAGGAAAUAGAAAAGGCGAUAAACCAAUGUAAGGAUCUAGUUUUAAACAGUCCUCAGUGUUCAGAUGAGCGUAAAUGGUUAGUGCGUUAUUUAGUUGAACUACGUUUAAGAUUAGAAGAUCUCAAGGAAAAUGACGGUCAACAGAGGCCCAGAGUCGCGAUAAAGGGCCAUCAUUUUGAGCAGCAAACUAGUACUAGUAACAGGAAACAAUACUGUGAUCACUGUAGCGGAGUUAUAUGGAGUAUCGUACAAAGUUCGUAUGUGUGUACCGACUGUGGCUAUGUAUGUCACUUUAAGUGUGUUGACGACGUAUGCAGAGUGUGUGCGCAUGUUGUUAUGACUGAGCGGGGUCAAUUCGAAAUGAGUAUAUGCCCUGAAAAAGGAUUGGCAUCGCAAGACUACAAAUGUGCAGAGUGUAGCACAGCUCUUACAUUUAAAGAUACAUGGAACGAACCCCGUCUCUGCGAUUACACAGGGAUGUAUUUCUGUGCCACGUGCCAUUGGAACGACCAGUCCGCCAUUCCCGCCAGAGUCGUACAUAACUGGGAUUGGGAUAAGAGAUACAUAUCAAGAAUAGCGUACCAAAUGCUCAACUUAUCCUGGUCUCGACCGUAUAUUGACGUUGAAAGUAUUAACUCGAGGCUGUUUAAUUUCAUAGCUGAAUUAGAAUGGGUCCAUAAAAUGCGCAAGGACCUUGAAUGGAUGAGACGAUACUUAUGUGCCUGUACCGAGGGAUCAAAUCUUCUGUCUCCGUUAUUUAUUCAACUCGGAGAUGUUAAUAAGAAGUACAGUAUGGCUCAUUUACAAGCAAUAAACGAUGGAAGUCUGGAAACUCAAUUAACGGAGUUAACAGAAAUAUGCCGAGCGCAUAUAACCAAGUGCCAAUUAUGUUCAGGAAAGGGUUAUCUGUGUGAAGUCUGCGGCAACAAUGAGAUCCUCUAUCCGUUCGACAGUGGAGCAAUAUUGUGCGACAAAUGUAACUCAAUGUACCACAGGGGUUGCUGGCUGAGGAAAGGACAGACAUGCUUAAAAUGCGUACGCUUAGAUCAAAGAAAGAAGGAGACAGUACAGACUUCUGACGAUGUUGACACACAUUUAGAAUAUGAUAUCGAUAAAUUUGUUGAAUAAUUUCUACUUUGUUUUACUGAUUUGUAUAUUUUCAUCAUAAAUAUUUCUAACAUAUUAUAUUGUAAAUAAUUAGUAAGCUUAAGUGAUUAUUUGACCAACUUUGUUGGAAACAACUUUUUUAUAUAGCUUGAAUUUGGCUGAAGCAUAAAUUAUACAGUCUCGACUGACAUAAGAGAUGUUAAAAUUUAAAUUUAAAAAAAAUCAUUGCCUCGGUGCUGUCACAAUGUUUUCAAUAAAUAAGCUUUAACAUGAAUAACGCUAGAUUUUCUCCAAUAUUAAUAAUAAAAAUUGUUGUUUAUUUUGGCUGAUUAUUAAUAAAAUAGAAGAUCAUGA
Molecule: messenger RNA, 1912 nt
Organism: Melitaea cinxia (Glanville fritillary)
Lineage: Eukaryota; Metazoa; Arthropoda; Insecta; Lepidoptera; Nymphalidae
Gene: DEF8
Product: differentially expressed in FDCP 8 homolog
Exons: 1
Coding region: 254-1579 (441 amino acids)
Source: RefSeq, a predicted model, not a curated record